AUGAAUAGCCUUCUAGUUUAUUGCAUUCUCUCUACCGCUCUAUAUUCAGUCCAUGUACUUGGCCUGGACAUAAACGAAAUCAUUGAUGUGGAAAAGUUGGCCAAAAUAGUGCUGCCCUCGGCUCAAGAGGCUCGAGUCAUUGGCGGCCAAGUGACCACAAACUCCAAGUUGGGUGGCUAUCUGGUGGCAUUGCUAUACGAGCGAGAUUUUGUCUGUGGCGGAACUCUGCUCCACGAGCUCAUAGUACUCACGGCAGCCCAUUGUUUUCUGGACAGAAUGAGGACUAGCGAUUGGAUUGUCGUGGGCGGCAUUUCGAGACUUGACCAAAGAGGUAUACGCCGCCAAGUGAAGAAUUUUAUUAUCUCCGAUAAGUUUGAAGAGGAUAACAUGGAUAUGGAUGUGGCCGUGAUGCUGCUGAAAAGACCUAUGAAGGGCAGAGGUAUCGGUAAACUAGAGUUAUGUUCUACGAUCCUGAAACCUGGCAAUGAUCUGAUAGUUUCCGGUUGGGGAUUGACUGUUGCCACAGGCUCAGGACCCCAGAAAUUGCUCCGCACUGUAACGGUGCCAGUUAUUAACAAGAAGAACUGUCGUUCUGCCUAUCAGCCAUUGGCCAAAAUAACAGACAAUAUGAUAUGCGCUGCUGUCCUGGGAAAAAAAGACGCAUGCACCUUCGACUCUGGUGGUCCUUUGGUAUAUAAAAAACAGGUUUGCGGCAUUGUGUCCUUCGGCAUUGGUUGUGCUAGCAAACGUUAUCCUGGCGUCUACACCGAUGUCUUUAACGUGAAAGAAUUUAUCGAGAACAGCACCAAGGUUUUGCUCUCAAAGUGUUGAAUAACAAAUUAAUUAAUAAAUCGAAGUAAUCAUAAAA
Molecule: messenger RNA, 868 nt
Organism: Drosophila elegans
Lineage: Eukaryota; Metazoa; Arthropoda; Insecta; Diptera; Drosophilidae
Product: seminase-like
Exons: 2
Coding region: 1-831 (276 amino acids)
Biological process (GO): proteolysis
Molecular function (GO): serine-type endopeptidase activity
Source: RefSeq, a predicted model, not a curated record